This is a messenger RNA of Numida meleagris (helmeted guineafowl), 6010 nucleotides long. RefSeq names its product semaphorin 3C (gene SEMA3C). Gene Ontology annotation, biological process: semaphorin-plexin signaling pathway; neural crest cell migration; positive regulation of cell migration. Gene Ontology annotation, molecular function: semaphorin receptor binding; chemorepellent activity. Lineage: Eukaryota; Metazoa; Chordata; Aves; Galliformes; Numididae. The transcript is spliced from 18 exons. Bases 381 to 2633 code for a protein of 750 amino acids. The record is from RefSeq and is a predicted model, not a curated record.
GCCGUGCCUCGCCUCUCAGCGCGGCGGCGAGGGCCGGGCAGCGCUGUAACUGGAAACCGGAGCCUUCACCGUCACCGCGCGGCCACUUUCCAUUCACUUCUAGGUGCUUCAUUGAGGGCUGGGGAGAAGCGCUCCCGGUGCCUUAAGGAUUAUUUUACAAAGGAACUGGGAGUACCUUUGCAACCACGAGGAAGAGAGACUUUUCUUUAUGUGUUUUUAUUUUAUUUCCCCUCCCCACCGUGAGCCAGGUUUGGAAUUAAAACGUUCUGGUAACAGGAGUGGAGCCCAUAAACUGAUAGAAACCAGAUAGAAAUCUGUAUUACUGGUUCCUCCAAUAGCUGGGUUUCAUUUCUUGGAUAUUAAGUUGCAAAUCUGAAGAGAUGGCACUUGCACUGCACCUGGUGAUUGGGAUAUUUAUUUACUUUAGCAGUGUGAAAGGAUCUUCCCAGCCUCAAGCAAGGGUGUUUUUAACAUUUAAUGAGCUGCAAGAAACUAAGACCUCAGAAUAUCACAGAAUAUCACACAGUCCUCUGGAUUACAGGAUAUUAUUAAUGGAUGAAGAUCAGGAUCGGAUCUAUGUGGGCAGCAAAGAUCACAUUCUGUCUUUGAAUAUCAAUAAUAUAAGCCAAGACCCUCUUAGUAUUUUGUGGCCAGCGUCAGCAAACAAGGUUGAAGAGUGCAAAAUGGCUGGCAAAGAUCCUACACAUGGCUGUGGAAAUUUUGUGCGGGUGAUACAGUCAUACAAUCGCACACACCUGUAUGUCUGUGGCAGUGGAGCCUUCAGCCCAGUGUGUGUGUAUGUCAACAGGGGACGCAGGUCUGAGGAACAAAUCUUCAAGAUCGACUCCAAGUGUGAAUCAGGGAAGGGACGCUGUUCUUUCAACCCAAACGUGAACACAGUGUCUGUUAUGAUCAAUGAAGAGCUUUUUUCAGGAAUGUAUAUUGAUUUCAUGGGGACGGAUGCGGCCAUUUUUCGGAGCCUGACCAAGCGGAAUGCCGUGCGAACUGACCAGCACAACUCUAAGUGGCUGAGUGAGCCUAUUUUUGUAGAUGCUCAUGUUAUACCAGAUGGCACUGACCCCAAUGAUGCCAAAAUCUACUUUUUCUUCAAAGAGAGACUGACAGACAACAGUGGCAGCACCAAGCAAAUUCACUCAAUGAUUGCAAGAAUAUGCCCAAAUGAUACAGGUGGUCAGCGUAGUCUUGUGAACAAGUGGACCACAUUUCUGAAAGCAAGACUGGUGUGCUCAGUAAUGGAUGAAGAUGGAACAGAAACAUACUUUGAUGAACUAGAGGAUGUAUUUCUUUUGGAGACAGAUAACCCCAGAACAACGCUUGUGUAUGGAAUUUUUACAACAUCAAGCUCCAUUUUCAAAGGCUCAGCUGUGUGUGUGUAUCAUUUAUCUGACAUCCAGACUGUGUUCAAUGGGCCAUUUGCACACAAGGAGGGCCCAAACCAUCAGCUGAUUCCAUAUCAGGGCAGAAUUCCGUACCCACGACCUGGCACUUGUCCAGGCGGAGCCUUCACACCCAAUAUGCGGACAACCAAAGAGUUUCCAGAUGAUGUUGUGACCUUCAUUAGAAAUCACCCUUUGAUGUAUAAUCCCAUUUACCCAAUACAUAAGAGGCCAUUAAUCAUCCGGAUAGGAACGGACUACAAGUAUACAAAGAUUGCUGUGGACCGAGUGAAUGCUGCUGAUGGAAGAUACCAUGUCUUGUUUCUUGGAACAGACCAAGGAACUGUACAAAAAGUUGUUGUCUUACCCACCAAUUUCUCUGCAAGUGGAGAACUCAUUUUAGAAGAGCUGGAGGUUUUUCAGAGUAAUUCUCCUAUAACAACAAUGAAGAUUUCAUCUAAAAAGCAACAGCUGUAUGUGAGCUCAGAGGAAGGGGUCACGCAGGUCCCCUUGCACCGCUGCCACAUCUAUGGGACCGCCUGUGCUGACUGCUGCCUCGCCCGGGACCCGUACUGCGCCUGGGAUGGCAACUCCUGCUCCAGGUUCUAUCCCACAGGGAAAAGGAGGAGUCGUAGGCAAGACGUGAGACAUGGAAACCCUCUGACUCAGUGCCGAGGUUUCAACCUGAAAGCAUACAGAAAUGCAGCAGAAACAGUCCAAUAUGGAGUGAAAAACAACACCACGUUUCUUGAAUGUACACCCAAAUCUCCCCAGGCUUCUAUCAAAUGGCUGCUACAGAAAGACAAUGACAGAAGGAAAGAGGUCAAGCUGAAUGAGAGGAUCAUAGCUACUGAGCAAGGACUUCUCAUUCGCUCUGUCCAAGACAGUGAUCGGGGGCUUUAUCACUGCAUCGCAACAGAGAACAAUUUCAAGCAGACCUUAGCAAAGAUCAAUUUCAAAGUUCUGGAUACAGAGAUGGUGGCCUACAUGACUGACAAGUGGUCCCCUUGGACCUGGGCCAGCUCAGUGCGAGCACUGCAGUUCCACCCAAAGGACUUUGUGGGAGCUUUCAGCCACUCUGAAAUGCAGAUGAUCAACCAAUACUGCAAAGACAGUAGACAGCACGGUCAGCGGAGGGAAGAACCCCAGAAGCUGAGAGGGGAUUACAGCAAACUAAAGGCCCUUAUCAAUAGCAGGAAAAGUAGAAAUAGAAGAAAUCAGUUACCUGGUUCUUAAUUUGAUUUUGCAGCAAGAGAUAUCUUUGUCCUCACUGUAGAGGGCUUAUAUUUGUCUAUUGAGAACAAAGUUGAGCAAAUACAAUGAAAAAUUAAAUGAAAUUACAGCAAGCCUCAGAAAAGAUCCUUCUCCCAAUAAAAUGCAGUGUAACACAACUUAAAGAAAAGAUGUGGAGCAUUUUCAGUCCUAGAUGCUUACUGGCACUAGGUUAGGCUGUGUCGUGGAAACAAAAGUGAGUGUUCUCCUUAAAUCAGAUUCAUAUUUAAUAUCUCGAUAUUUAAUUACAGUUGAACAGAAAUUUUUACAAACUCAGUGCAGUAUCUGGCAACUCUGGGACUGUACUAGACUGGUGGAGGAAGAAUCUGGGUUAAGAUGCACACUCCAAGUAGGAUGGUACUAAAAUUUCUUUGCACUGCAUUAUGAACAUGAGUUUCUACUUGUUUACUGAUUGAUACUGGGUUUACAGCUUUUACUCAUUGUUCAAAUCAUGUGAAUACAUGCAGAUAAGAUGCAAGUAAAGUAUAGUAGAAAUGUUUCAUUCAUUCAGAGGUCAAAUGAAGGAAUGAGUAGAAAAAAAAGUAAAAAUGUUUUUAUACUUUGUCAGAGGAAACACUGAUUAUUGUGCAUAGUAUGAGUUGUAAUAAAUUAAUGAGUUCUGGAAUGUAACUUAAAAUAUCUCUGCUCAUAUUGAUUUUUAUUAAUAUACAAUGUCCUGUAACACUACAUAGCUUUAUAAGUGGUACAACGCUAACAUGAGAAUGUUCAUUAUACAUACAAUUUUGAAAAGCACCUAAGUGACUUGGGUAUUUUAGCUGUUUUCAAAGAAUUACACUCCUUUGGUUUGUUUUUCAAAAGACAGAAUGUGUAGACUGUUUAUUCAAAAACAAUUCUUUAAUCUAUGCCAUAGUUAAACUGAGAAUGGCCUGCAAUAUAGAAACAAGUUAUGACCAUCCUUGAAAAUUUUAAAAAUUAUUUUCUCAGCUUCUCAACAUGCAAAAUGUUAUCUAGAUUUUUUAAAUUACAGCAUUUCCACUUUUCUUUUUAACGUUAUUUUCACAGUUUCCUCCUCUAUUCUGUUUUUCUGCUGUAAAGAAGAUACAAAAAAGAAAUGAAAAAUGAAAAGAUAAGAAAGAGAGAAAAACAAAAUUUAAAGAGCUGGUUAGGGUCAAAAACCAAAAAGUACGACAACAUUUUGAGAGAUAUGUUUAAUAGAAAUAUUUUUGUUUAAGUAGAAGCUGUCAGGUCUAAUGAAGUAUGUCUUGUUGCCAAUUGGUUGCAUGUGCAUCGAGCUAUCCUGCUAAAACCAAUCACCUUUUUUUUGAGAAUCACCAAUACCAAAAAAUAGGGACAGGUGUUCCUUAUUUUACUCUGUAAGACUGUUUCAGAAUCCACUGAAUCUCUUCAGAGGAAAUAAUCUCCAGGGAUUAAAUCUGUGGGAGUAUCUUAGAAAAAAAUAUGUUUGUUUUUUUUUAUGAUGGUGUCAGCUAAUUAACUAAGCAUAGUCAGCUCAAAAAAAAGUAAUUUUCUAAAAGGCCAUUCAAUGAAAAUAACUUCUAAGCCCAGCACAGUUAAGAAAAAGUGGUUAGUUUCAGCCAAUAAUGUGGAUAUUGUACUUUAAAACACAGUUUUAAAAAAUGUAAUGGGUGUUUGUUGAAACUCUUGGGCAUUAUUUCGAUUCUACACUGGUCAUAACUCUGCAGGGUGUAGGAAGACACCUCAAGUUUCAUGCCAGUGUGAAUUAAGAUCUAGUGCAGUGGAGUUAACUCUGUUACUGAGAUGAUACCUGAUUUCUUUAUGUCAUAUCAUUGCCACCUGACAUAGAAUAGCUGGGAAAUGGGCCCUGAUUUGUCUAACCACUUAAACACUCUCCCUAAGACCCUUUGAUGCUGAUGGGGGUUCUUGGACUUCGGUUUAUGUCCUUAGUGCUUGUUUCAAAGGGGAUGGCAAUGCCUGCCUGUUCGUAUAUUACCAUGUAGCUAAGUGCUUUCAUUAAUCAAGGCCUAAAUGCACGUUUCUGCAGCAUGCAAACACUGCUAUCUGUGGUUCUUCUCAUGGAAAUCAGUGGGUAAAAUCUCUCUUUGACUUCCGUGAGCUUGAAUCUGGCCCCAAGAGCUAGCAAAACAUUUUCUGGUGGGAAAAAAAAAAAAAAAAGAAAGAAAAAAAAAUGGAGAUGGAUUUUUGGUUUUUUUUCUGAGGAUGACUGACUUCUGGAGUGUGUAACUUACAAACCAAAAAUUGAGUGCCACAAAAUGAAACUACCUCCUGGAAUGACAUUAGUGCAUAUGCUCUGUAUGCUGCCAUGCUCUUCCUAUCUCCCCAGCAGAUUCACCGCAGAGUUAGUGUGAUCUUAAUGUCUAUUGUGAGGAUCGUAAUCGCUUCCACAUGGAAUACGAUGAUUAAUAAGUAUUUAAGGGUACAAUUUACUCUUUAAGUGGUUAGGUACAGUGAUGUUUUAAUAGGCCUCCAUUAGGCCUCAGAAAUUAUAGUUACACUGUUUUCUGAUAGAAUAUUGGCAAUAAGGGAUUCCGUUAAAACAAUCAGCAUAGCUCAGAGUUUCAUGUGAUUAUAAAAUAAUAUUUUUAAAGCUGCUUCAUAUACCAUUAUUAUGGUAUGACUGUUUAAGGGAUUAUACUUAAACUAACAUUUUUCCUGCUGCAUGAAAACUUCAGCAUAUAUAUAAUAAGCUUCUGUCAGUGCGUAAGCGGUCCAAGCUUCCAUGCUUUAGCAGCCUUCCCCUGUGUAUAGAGCAGUCAGGAGCCAGAUGCUCAGCUGGUAUAAACUGAUGGAACUUCCUUGCUGUCCAUUUAGCUACUGUGCUUUCUGCCAUCUGAGUGUUUGGCCCUAAAUGUACAGAAUACACGAACUGCAAUUUUCCUUUGUUUCAAGUAGCCCCUCUACUGUAGGCGACACCAAAACUUAGGACUGUAAUAUUGUUUGUGCUAUUUAAUACUUCCUAUUUUGAGGAUUACUAAAUAAUGUAUAUAAUUUUAUUUCUUAAAAAAUACAAAAGCAAAAAGACUUCUAGGUAUAACUUCACCAAAUGUAAAGAUAUGUUCUCUGCUAAGAACUUCACCGUGUACUGAUAUUUUUGGGCUAUUUUUAUUUUGUGUAGUUUGUAAAGUUUGCUGAAAUCUUGACCUAACGAUGUGUUCUUUGCAACUGUUGUUACUGUAGAUAUGUGUGUUUUAUUAAGAAAAUCCUGUUUUUAAAAGUGUAGGUAUGUGUAUAAGUUUCCAGCACGAUGAAACUGUCAUUACAGUGAAUAUGCAUUAUAUAGUGUGUAAGAAAGAACAAAAUGUAGUUUAAAAUAGUAAUAUUUAAUUGAAUACCUAAAAUACUAUUUGCCUGACAAAAUAAAGUGUGUUGCAACAACUUAA